Endocarpon pusillum Z07020 is the source of this 300-nucleotide messenger RNA. RefSeq lists its product as uncharacterized. The transcript has a single exon. The coding region runs from base 1 to 300 and encodes 99 amino acids. Gene Ontology annotation, molecular function: FAD binding; Delta24(24-1) sterol reductase activity. The record is from RefSeq and is a predicted model, not a curated record. Gene Ontology annotation, cellular component: cytoplasm; membrane. Gene Ontology annotation, biological process: steroid metabolic process. Lineage: Eukaryota; Fungi; Ascomycota; Eurotiomycetes; Verrucariales; Verrucariaceae.
AUGGAGUUUCCGGGCAUAACCGUUGGGGGCGGAUUUGCAGGCCCAUCCGGAGAAAGCAGCUCUUUCAAAUAUGGCUUCUUCGGAAACAUUUUGGAAUCCAUUGAGGUCGUCCUUGGAAAGGGCGAUAUUGUCACAGCCUCUGGGACCAAACUUCCAGAUCUGCUGGAAGCUUCCUGUGGUUCUCUGGGUACCUUAGAUAUCAUAACAUUGCUUCAUAUUCAGCUGACGGAAGCGAAGGAAUUUGUGCAACUGGAUUGCUACCCUGGCUUUCACGUUCCAAAGGCCAUUGAAAAAAUCUAG